This is a messenger RNA of Notechis scutatus (mainland tiger snake), 5294 nucleotides long. RefSeq names its product transmembrane O-mannosyltransferase targeting cadherins 1 (gene TMTC1). Gene Ontology annotation, biological process: RNA processing; protein O-linked glycosylation via mannose. Gene Ontology annotation, molecular function: protein binding; mannosyltransferase activity. The record is from RefSeq and is a predicted model, not a curated record. NCBI's taxonomy places the organism in Eukaryota, Metazoa, Chordata, Lepidosauria, Squamata, Elapidae.
GCGAAGAUGAGCACGGGGGAUGCUCCGCGGAGCAAGGCAGUUAGCCAGGCGAGUGUAGCGGCCGCCCCUUCCACGGGAUGGGGUCGGCGAGCGGGAGCCGGAGCAGCCGGACGCCGCUGCCCCAGCCGCGGUGGUGGUUAGCCCGGGCUGGCCGGCCCGGGCGUUGCGGGGCUGCGGCGAGUGCCGCGCUUGUGGCCGCUCUCUGCUAUUGGAACUCGCUGCAGGGCGAGUUCGUGCACGACGACGUGUGGGCGAUUGUCAACAACCCGGACGCGAGACCGGGAGCCUCGCCGCCGCUGGCCGCCUUCUCCAACGACUUCUGGGGCAAAGGCAUGGGCGAGAACACCAGCCACAAGUCUUACCGCCCGCUCUGCGUCCUCACCUUCAGGCUGAACAUCCUGUUGGCUGGGAUGAAUCCCUUCUACUUCCAUGCCUUGAAUGUAGUCCUGCAUUGCCUUGUGACACUUGUGCUGAUGUAUACUUGUGACAAAACUGUUUUCAAGGAUAGUGGUCUGGCUUUUGUCACAGCUUUAUUUUUUGCUGUCCAUCCCAUUCACACUGAGGCCGUAACGGGUAUAGUCGGCAGAGCAGAUGUUCUUGCCUGUCUAUUAUUUCUUUUGGCUUUUCUCUCCUAUAAUAGGAGUGUGGAUCAGCUUUAUGUUGGGGAACAUUUCCCUCCCACUGCCUCUCCGUCCUUUUUGCUGCUUAGUUUAUUUCUUGGGACUUGUGCAAUGCUGGUAAAAGAAACGGGGAUCACCGUAUUUGGCGUCUGCCUAGUGUACGACGGCUUCCUGCUUUCACAAAAUGGAUCCAGAUUAAAAAAUGGAGGACUACAUGUGAAGAUGGCUGGGCAGCCAGCAGCUUCUCUACAAACCCCUUUACAUUUUCCACCAUCCAGCCGGGAAAACGGGAAGCACCGUGUGGCUCACAAGGGGACAUGGAACUCCUGCCACCCUGCCUCACCUGAAGAACAACAGAGCAAUGGCUAUUCUGUCUUGAGAAAAGCUCCAUGGGCUGUACUUAGUUACCUGACCGCGAGUAACAAGCAGAAAUUCUUAUAUUCCACAAGACCGUUUUUAAAGAGGGCUGCCUUGGUACUUACCUAUGUGAUCCUACUUAUGUAUUUUCGCCUAUGGAUAAUGGGAGGUUCCAUGCCAGCAUUUUCAGAGCAGGACAAUCCAGCUUCAUUCUCACCAUAUCUUCUUACAAGGUUUCUUACUUACUCCUACCUCCUGGCCUUCAACGCCUGGCUUCUACUAGCCCCGAUUACACUGUGCUACGACUGGCAGGUUGGGAGUAUUCCUCUGGUUGAAUCAAUCUGGGAUCUGAGAAAUUUUGCUACCUUGAUCCUAGCCUUCGUGAUGCUUCUCCUUUGUCUACAUUGUUUUGUAGCAUUUAAGAAACUGGAACACAGAGAAAUUCUAGUUGGCCUGUUGUUCCUGAUUUUCCCCUUCAUACCUGCUAGCAACCUCUUCUUCAGGGUGGGAUUUGUUGUGGCAGAACGCAUCCUGUAUAUGCCUAGUAUGGGCUACUGCAUCCUCUUGGUCCACGGUUUAAACAAACUUUGUCUGUGGCUAAAUAAGUGGGGAAUCACCGCAAUGUCCUUCUCGGCUUUGCUGCUGCUUCUGUUCUCCUGGAAAACAGUGAAACAGAAUGAAAUCUGGUUAUCAAGAGAAUCUCUUUUCAGAUCGGGAGUCCAAACUCUACCCCAUAAUGCCAAGGUGCACUACAACUAUGCUAAUUUUCUGAAAGACCAAGGGCGUGAUAGAGAAGCCAUCUACCACUACAAAACGGCACUCCAGUUGUAUCCACGUCAUGCAAGUGCCCUCAACAACCUUGGGACAUUGACCAAAGACAUAGCACAAGCAAAGGAAUACUACAGUAAAGCUCUCCAGCUGAACCCACAGCACAAUAGAGUCCUCUUCAAUCUUGGAAAUCUUCUCAAGAAUCAAGGGAAGAAAGAGGAAGCAGUUCUCCUCCUGAGAAGUUCCAUUCAGUAUGGACCAGAUUUUGCCGAUGCCUAUUCUAGUCUCGCUUCACUCUUGGCUGAACAGGAACAGUUAAAAGAAGCCAAGGAAGUAUACCAGGCUGGCAUCGAGAAUUGUCCUGAAAGCUCUGAUCUGCAUAAUAACUAUGGAGUUUUUUUAGUUGAUACUGGAUCUCCAGAAACUGCUGUCUCCCACUAUCAGAAAGCCAUUGAAUUCAGCCCCGGUCAUCAUGUGGCCAUGGUGAAUCUGGGCAGACUCUACCGCUCCUUGGGGCAGAACAAGGAUGCUGAAGUUUGGUACAAGCGGGCACUUAAAGUAGCACGGAAAGUUGAAAUCCUAUCUCCGCUUGGAGCGCUGUACUACAACACAGGCCGAUAUGAAGAUGCAUUAAAGAUUUAUAGGGAAGCUGCCUCAUUGCAGCCAUCCAACAAAGAGACUCGACUGGCUCUGGCUCAGGUUUUAACAACGAUGGGCCAAGCAAAGGAAGCAGAGCAAAUGUUGAGCCACAUUGUGACCGAAGGGGCCGAGUGCCUGGAGUGCUACCGCUUGCUCUCUGCCAUCUACAGCAAGCAAGAGAACUACAACAAGGCACUUGAAGCCAUAGACAAAGCUUUACAACUGAAACCAAAGGACCCCAAAAUCAUAUCAGAGCUCUUUUUCACCAAAGGAAACCAGCUAAGAGAACAAAACCACCUGGACAAAGCUUUUGAGAGCUAUAAAGUGUCUGUAGACUUCAAUCCUGAGCAAGCACAAGCAUGGAUGAAUAUGGGAGGUAUUGAACACAUCAAGGGUAACUAUAUCACCGCGCGUCAAUAUUACGAGAAAGCUUUACAACUGGUUCCCAACAGCAAGCUGCUGAAAGAAAAUCUGGCAAAAUUGGAUCGCCUAGAGAGGCGGCUGCAGGAAGGGCGGGGAAGGGGGUAACUGGACUGGCGAGACAAACCACGCACCUCUUGGUGAACGACUGCAUGUUGUGGAAGCCCCAAGUUUCCCUCAAGACAAAAGCGAACAGGACGGAGUUAUAUGGGGCAGCGGGGACCCAAAAUAGGAGGAGUCUGUGUAGGGAUCGUAGAGGUGUCGCCAAAGCUUCAGGAAUCUUCCUGGCGGUGUUGCAGGACAGGUGCAAUCCUAACCUUAAUCCAGAGAUGAUGUUGGGAAAUGCUUCAAAAAUGCACUGCUGGGGUGAUGGUUGGAAGGGAGGCAACGGCUUGUUUUAGCAAAAAUCAGAGAAAGCAUUCAUCUUGCAAGAAAUAUGCUCUUGAAACCAGGUGCCUGAUUAGCCAAAAGCGUAGAUGCAUCAGUCAGUGAGGAAGGGAGAGAAGAGACAGGGCCAGCUGUCAUGGAGGAAAAUGCCACUCACCCGAAGCACUUGUAAAAUCUCGGUAAUAAAUCUUGAAGAAGAAUUGACUCAGUUAUCUCAGUGGAAGCGAUGUAGCUCAUUCUCCUUUAAACACUUAGGUCCUGAGAGUGAUUUCAGGAAGAAGAAAAAAACCUUAUAGGAAACAUUCGUGAUAAUUUACAUUCACCUUAUCACAGCAGCAAUAGGAAUGGAGAUGGGCCAACAUGACUAAUGAAAACUUGAAUCAUCGGGUGAAAAGAGGCAGGUUAAAAACAAAAAGCUGAAUGGAUUUGGGAAUACGAAGGGGUCAGAGUUGUUCAGAAUGGAAGGGCUAGGUUUCCCCCUAAAAGUUUCCUUCAUGCUUGCAGUGGAUUCCAUUUGCAAAUAUCUCUGAUCCUUUGUGAUCUCAGAGGGUGAUUUAAGAGGAUCUUACAGUGCUGAUUGUAGAAAGAGCUGCUGUGUGAAGGAAGCACCUCAGAAUGCCUCCUAAAUCCACAGAACCUCCUUGAGUGAUGCCUUUGAAUCUUGGCUAAGUGGACACCUGAUAUAGCUACAUCUUGCUGGCUCCAAAGCUUUUGGAUUUGGUAAUGUUUUGAGACCUGGGAAAUGUAUAAUUUUUGAGGCAUUUUUUUCCCCAGUGGAAGUUACUAGAAGUUUCGCUUCCUUUCCCCUCUCUCAAAUGAGAAAAAAAAAAUAGGUUUAUUAAAUGUGAUAGAGGAGAAGAGAACUCAUGACACAGAUAGUGUUUAUUUCUUAAUAUUUAUUUGGCACAACCCCCAAAAAUGUGUUUCUUGUUUGUCUGCGUUAGAUGGCUUAGACCUGCUGUUGUUAUUUUUAAUGAAGCCAAAUAUGGUGUAACUUCUAGGGACGGAGAUGAUACUCUAAGAGUAGUAGGCGCCUCUGAGUAGGAUUUGAAAAUGUUCUCCCUAGGAGAAGGAAUGUGUUCCUACCAUGAGAUUGAAUUAGAAAUAGAAUCAGGGGGCUGAAAGGGAUCUUGUAGAUCUUCUAGCCCAACCCGCUGCCCAAGGCAGGGAUCUGUAUUCCAUCUUGGACAAAUGAGUGUCCAGCAAUGGAUCACCCUCAAUUCCAGGAGGCAAGCUGUUCCAUUGACUAAAUUGUUCUCACUAUUAAGAAAUUUCUUCUUAGUUUGAUUACAGCUUAGUUGGAUAGCAACUUUUGAAUCUGUUUGGUUGAGACCUUAAAGGUAAGCUCUGCUAACAACACAAGUCUGCCUUGGGCUCAGGCCUAAUGUGAAUUGAUGGGGAUCAUGGCGAUAAAUGAAAAAAAAAACUGAGCCAUUGUGCCUUGGAAAAGUAGCAGUAACCCAGCAACAUGAUGGCUGCCAUUGGAUAAUGUACUAUUAACAUCUCCAGUUUGGCAAUCCAGUGUGAUCCUGUCUCUCUCCCUAGUCUUGGAUCUGUUGUUUGGACUUGGCUGACCAUAUUCACUGACGGGAGCUGUCAAGCAGGAGGGAAGAUAGUUCAUCAUUUCCAAAAAUCUGGGGAAGAGUAAAUGUACCUAACCAUUUAGCUAGACUGGGGUCUCUAAACUUGGCACUUUUCAGACUUGUGGACUUCAACUCCCAGAAUUCCUCAGCCAACCAUAAAGUUGCCAAGUUUGGAGACCCUGAACUAGACAAUAACUAUCUAUUACAAGUAGUUUGGCAACUGGCUGGAGGGAUAUAUCUGCUGUUGCUACAGAAGAUCAAUUUGGGAAAACUUGAUGUAAAUGUGGAAUGGUCACAAAGAAGCAGAUUUAAAGUCUUUACUUUAGUGCAGCAGUUGUCCAUUUGCAGAAGCUAUUUUGGUUUCUUUUUAUAAACAUCCCACAUUUUCCUAUUUGUUCUUAUUUGUUAGCUUAUUACACAGCAUCCAUUAACAAGGGAAACAAGGCAUACCAGCUCUGCAGCAUGUUUGCAUUGUAGCAUUCAAAUCACCUACAGAUAUUCCUCGACUUGCAACUAUUUG